AACUUUACCAUCUUCAUCUCAUUUACUAAACUGCUUUUUCAUCUUCUCUCUCACACACUAACACCAAAAACACACCUACACCACUUUUUUCAACCCAAAACCACCAUCUAGAGUUUCUGUUACUCCAAAUUUCACGAUCAAACCUUCAAAAACAAUCAUAUUCUUGCUUCUGCAGGUUCCGAAGUUGAAAUCAGCGGUUAAUUUUGUUGUUUUCUUCACUUUUUCGAUGCAAUUUGAACCUAUAACCAUCAUCUAGGGUUUCUGUUACUCUAAUUUCACGAAUAAACCGCCAAAACAAUCGUAUUCAUGCUUUUGCAGGCUUCCGAGUUGAAAUCAGCGGUUCAUUUUGCGGUUUUCUUCGCUUUUUCGAUGCAAUUUGAACUGGAAACCAUCAUCUAGGGUUUCUGUUACUCGUAGUUUGACGAAUAAACGGCCAAAACAAUCGUAUUCAUGCUUUUGCAGGCAUCGGAGUUGAAAUCAGCGGAUAAUUUUGCGGUUCUGUUCACUUUUCCGAUGCGAUUGCGGUGAUGACUCAUCUGUUUCGACGGUUAUUCGGUAAUGGCGGUGCGUUUGUUUUCGAUUAUCAUACUGGUUUUGUUAAUUGUUGUGUUGAAACCUGUGUUGAUGAAUGAGAUAUUGGAUUUGAAUGAUGGAGAUGGUUAUGGUGAUGACUUGUUAGGGAGGUUAUUCCGGCAGGAUUACUCUCCGCCGGCACCGCCUCCGCCGCCGCCGCAUCCACCGUCAGCGUCGUGUCAGGAUGACCUAGGUGGAGUCGGUUCGUUGGAUACUACUUGUAAGGUUGUUUCUAGUUUGAAUUUAACUCGGAAUAUAUAUGUAGCAGGGAAGGGGAAUUUUUAUGUUCUUCCUAAUGUGACUGUGAAUUGUUCGUUUGUUGCUGGUUGUGAAUUCGGCGUAAAUGUUAGUGGUAACUUUACUUUAGGUGAAAAUGCGCGAAUAUCGGUAGGGUCUUUUGAGUUAGUGGCUAUGAAUGUGGUAUUUGGGAAUGGAUCUGUUGUGAAUACCACUGGUUUAGCGGGUGAUCCACCAGAGCAAACUAGUGGGACACCUUAUGGACUUGAUGGUGCGGGUGGAGGGUAUGGGGGAAGAGGUGCUGCGUGUUUGGUGGAUGACGAGCAGCUUCCGGAUGAUGUUUGGGGUGGUGAUGCGUAUGCGUGGUCGAGCCUAGCAAAGCCGUUGAACUAUGGGAGUAAAGGUGGGACUACCAGUAAGGAGGUGGAUUAUGGAGGAGGUGGUGGUGGAAAGAUAACGGUGAUGGUUAACGGUAGUAUUGAGAUGAAUGGUCUUUUAUUGGCUGAAGGCGGAGAUGGGAGUCCGAGGGGCGGUGGUGGGUCCGGGGGCAGCAUCUACAUCAAGGCUUAUAAGAUGACCGGAAGUGGGAAAAUAAGUGCGUGUGGAGGUAAUGGUUUCGGUGGUGGGGGCGGAGGAAGAGUUGCUACCGAUGUGUUUAGCAGGCAUGAAGACCCUAAGAUCUUUGUCCAUGGUGGUUAUAGUGUUGGUUGUCCAUCAAAUGCGGGUGCUGCAGGAACUUUUUAUGAUGCCGUGCCCAGAAGCCUUAUAGUCGAUAAUUUAAACAUGACAACCGACACAGACACGCUUCUUAUGGAAUUUCCAUAUCAGCCUCUUUUGACGAGUGUAUUUAUUCGAAAUUUUGCUAAGGCUGCAGUUCCCUUACUUUGGAGCCGCGUUCAGGUACAAGGCCAAAUUAGUCUCCUGGAUGGAGGUAAAUUGAGCUUUGGGCUGUCUCAUUAUCCUUUAUCAGAAUUUGAAGUACUUGCAGAAGAGCUGCUGAUGAGUAAUUCUAUCAUCAAGGUUUAUGGGGCUCUGCGUAUGUCUGUUAAAAUGUUUUUGAUGUGGAAUUCGCAACUGGUUGUUGACGGUGAAGGUGAUAGGAACGUGGGGACUUCUGUUCUUGAGGCAAGCAAUCUUAUUGUUCUCAAGGAGUCUUCAACAAUACAUUCUAAUGCAAAUCUCGAGGUUCGUGGGCAAGGUUUAUUGAACUUGUCAGGGCCAGGUGACUGUAUUGAAGCACAACGACUGGCUCUCUCACUGUUUUAUGGUGUUAAUAUUGGUCCAGGUUCUGUUUUGCGUGGUCCUUUAGAAAAUGCUACAGCUGAUGCUUGGACACCUAAAUUGAACUGUGAAUCUCCACAAUGUCCAGAAGAACUACUUCGUCCACCUGAUGACUGCAAUGUGAAUGCUUCAUUGUCCUUUACUCUUCAAAUAUGUCGUGUUGAAGAUAUCCUAAUCGAAGGCCUUAUAAAAGGAUCUGUUGUGCAUUUUCAUAGGGCAAGGACUGUUACUGUUCCCUCUACGGGUACAGUCAGCACAUCUGAGAUGGGUUGCACAGGAGGUGUUGGUAGGGGCCAAUUAUUGAGCAACGGGAUUGGCAGUGGGGGAGGUUAUGGUGGUAUGGGUGGACACGGCUGUUAUAACGGGACAUGCAUUGAUGGUGGUUUUCCGUAUGGUGAUGCUGAUUUGCCAUGUCAGCUAGGUAGUGGAGGCGGAAAUGAUAGCAUUGCUGACUCAACUGCUGGUGGUGGUGUUUUAGUAAUUGGUUCGUUGGAGCAUCCAAUAUCAAGUGUGAGUGUUGAUGGAUCACUUAUUGCUGAUGGAGGAAGUUAUGGAGCUAAGACUGCCAGCAAUCCCUACGAUUUAUACCACGUGGGCGGCGGUUCUGGCGGUGGAUCUGGUGGAACGAUUCUUUUGUUUGUAAAUACUCUGUCUGUUGGUGAAUCUGGAGUUCUUUCAAGUGAUGGAGGUUAUGGUUAUCCAAAUGGGAGUGGCGGUGGAGGCGGUGGACGAAUUCAUUUCCAUUGGUCACGUAUUACAACCGGGGAUGUAUAUCAACCAGUAGCUAAUGUCCAAGGGAAUAUAUCAAUUGGGGGAGGACUUGGUGGAAAUGACGGUGGUGAUGGAGAAAAUGGAACCAUCACUGGAAGGUCUUGUCCUAGAGGGCUUUACGGGAUAUUUUGUGAGGAAUGCCCUCUUGGUACCUACAAAAAUGUUACAGGAUCCGACAGAUCUCUAUGUUUUGAGUGCCCCGCUGAUGAGCUUCCUCAUCGUGCUCUCUAUGUUCCAGUUCGAGGGGGUAUAACCGAGACACCUUGUCCUUACAAAUGUGUUUCAGACCGAUAUCAUAUGCCAAAUUGUUAUACAGCACUUGAAGAGUUGAUUUACACAUUUGGCGGGCCUUGGUUAUUCGGUCUACUUCUUUUGGGCCUUCUUAUCCUGUUGGCCCUUGUGCUUAGCGUUGCAAGAAUGAAAUUUGUUGGGCUUGAUGAGUCACCGGGCUCUGCUCCUACACAAGGAUCUCAAAUGGAUCACUCUUUCCCUUUCUUGGAAUCACUAAAUGAGGUUAUGGAAACUAACAGAGUUGAGGAUUCACAAGGUCAUGUUUAUAGAAUGUACUUUAUGGGUCUAAAUACUUUUAGUGAUCCUUGGCAUCUUCCUCAUACACCUCCAGAGCAAGUGAAAGAUAUUGUAUAUGAGGGGGCGUUUAAUAGAUUUGUGGAUGAGAUUAACGCUUUAGCCACUUAUCAAUGGUGGGAAGGAUCAGUUUACAGCAUUCUAGUUUUCCUUGCUUAUCCUCUUGCAUGGUCAUGGCAACAAUGGAGGCGAAAGAUGAAUUUACAAAGAAUACGUGAAUUUGUUAGAUCCGAAUAUGAUCAUGCCUGCUUACGUUCUUGCCGUUCACGUGCUCUUUAUGAAGGCCUUAAGGUAGCUGCAACAUCUGAUUUAAUGCUAGCCUAUGUGGACUUCUUUCUUGGUGGUGAUGAAAAGAGAAGUGAUCUUCCCCCUCGGCUUCACCAAAGAUUCCCGUUGUCUUUGUUGUUUGGUGGUGACGGAAGUUACAUGGCACCUUUCUCACUUCAAAGUGAUAAUACCAUCACUACCCUCAUGAAUCAGGCUGUGCCUCCUACCACUUGGUAUCGGUUUGUGGCUGGGUUGAAUGCGCAAUUGCGGUUGGUUAGACAGGGUCGCCUCAGAGCUAUGUUUCGUAGGGUAGUCACAUGGCUUGAAACUUAUGCCAAUCCUACUUUGAGGAUUUAUGGUAUACGUGUGGAUCUUGCUUGUUUUGAAGCUACAGGCGGUGAAUAUUGUCAAUAUGGACUACUUGUAUCCUCUGCUGGUGAACCUAAUUAUAUCCGUUUCGAGAAUGCCGGUACAACUACUCAACAGGUGCAACACCCAAGUAAUGACGAUUUCUCGAGAGACGAUCGAGCCAGCAAUUCAAGAGAAUUUACAAGCUUAAUUCAACACAGAAACCCUGAAAAGAAUAUAAUUCAAAAGAGGAGUUAUGGUAGGAUCUUAGAUCUUAAUAGCUUGCAAGUCUUCAACGAGAAGAGAGAUAUAUUCUUUCCCUUCUCUUUCGUAAUUCACAACACAAAACCCGUUGGCCAUCAGGAUCUUGUUGGGUUGGUGAUCUCUAUACUGCUGUUGGGAGAUUUUAGUUUAGUUUUACUUACACUUCUCCAACUAUAUUCAAUUUCCUUUGUGGAUGUGCUUCUUGUUGUCUUCAUUUUGCCAUUUGGUAUAUUGCUUCCGUUUCCGGCUGGGAUUAAUGCUUUGUUUAGUCAAGGACCCAGCCGUUCUGCUGGCCUUGCUCGUAUAUAUGCCCUCUGGAACAUAACAUCCUUUGUUAAUGUGGUGGUUGCGUUUAUGUGUGGUUAUGUUCAUUACUGCAGUCAUCCCAAUACUAAAGUGCCGGACUUUCAGCCAUGGAACAUGGAUGAAGGUGAGUGGUGGAUUUUCCCCGCUGCACUCGUUUUGUGUAAAUGCGUCCAAUCUUUCCUUGUGAACUGGCAUGUUGCUAAUUUGGAGAUUCAAGAUCGAUCCUUGUAUAGUAAUGAUGUUGUGACAUUUUGGCGAUCAUGAUAUCUUUUUGUUCGUUUUGACGGUAUGUGUAUUUUUCGGGAUUUGAGUAUAGCUGACACAGAUGUAGAGAGAGAAGAGGUGUUUUAGAAGGUAGAAAGUGUGUUGAACUCGAAACAAUACUGUCGAAAUAGGUUCAUGUUUGUAUGUGUAUAUAAAAAUUGGGCCAACUCCCACAUACCUUACAAAUGGAAAGAAAAAUUGAUCUUUUAUUGUAAUCA
Messenger RNA from Helianthus annuus (common sunflower), 5114 nucleotides. RefSeq lists its product as uncharacterized. The transcript has 21 exons. Lineage: Eukaryota; Viridiplantae; Streptophyta; Magnoliopsida; Asterales; Asteraceae. The coding region runs from base 559 to 4896 and encodes 1445 amino acids. The record is from RefSeq and is a predicted model, not a curated record.